ACUCAAAAGAUGCAAUCGAUACGAAUCAAUAUUAAUUAAAUAUAUUUAAUUUUUUAUAUAUAGUUAAAAAAAUUAUAGUAUCUUGUGUAGAAAAAAUGUCACUUCACUGUUUAUUAUAUUUUAUGUUUCUUUUUGGAUCAAUUUAUGCUUAUACCAAUGGCUCUUUAAGCUGCUCUUUCCGAGAUGGUACAUCCUGUGGAUGGGACAAUGAUGAAGAGUCUUGGGACAAGUGGGAAUUGAACUAUUAUAAUGUUUACGUACGAAUACCUUAUUUCAAAGGCACUACUAUAAGAAAUUGCUCGGCUCGGUUGGUUUCACCGCGUUAUGAUAGUCACUUGUCUAGAAAUGGCUGUUUCUCCUUCGUAUAUAAAAUGACGACAACAGACAAGCCAUAUACAAGAACCACCGCCUUCCGAGUAUAUCAAAAGCCUCAUCACAUGACCCCCAAAGCGUUAAUACAACUCAGCGACGAAGAAAAAUUGAAUUACAUGAUAUUUGAGAUUUGGGGAGAUCUUGGAGAGCAACAUUAUACAUCUGUAUCAACAUUGAUGCAAACGUAUGACGACUUUCAGAUUGUAAUAGAAGGUAUUUACAGUCUUGAUCGUAUGUAUAUGACAAUAAAUGACGUAGCCAUUCUUCAGGGGAGUGAGUGCACAGCCGCCAAAAUAUCUGCGUCAACUCCAGAUUCAAUGUUUUAUGAAUUUACAUCUACUACCCUCAUACCGACGACAAGCAGCACGACGACGCCUGUAACAACAAUAACACCAACAACAACAACAGAGAUAUUUUUGGAAACAACGACAGAAAUGUUGUUGGAAACAACGACAGACAUGUUGUUGAAAACAACGACAGAUAUGUUGUUGGAAACAACAACAAUGCUUCCACCACGUGGCGUUAAUGAUUCCUUGAGCUGUGAUUUCCACAACAGUGAUCUGUGUGGAUGGACGAACGACGUCGGGGCUACUGAUGGGUGGCUUGUUAACAUUGCCGUUUACCCUAGAACUCAUGGUUACUUCCGCUACAAGUACUUUAACGAUUCGCCAUUUCUGGGAAACAGGACGCUUAGAUUGGUGUCUCCUUUAUACAGUCGUGUUUUAGACGGAGAAGGAUGCUUUUCCUUCUCUUACUGUAUGUAUACAGCUACACAUAACAGGAAUUCUUCUAUUCAAGUUUACCAGAAACCUUACUUCAUUUCUCUUGAAGAAUUCGUCAACAGCGAAGAUAUGAAGAAGGAUUAUAUACUUUUCGGGGUUUGGGGCAACUUGGGCUAUGAUUGGUUUAAUUCUGUAUCAAUACUUAGGCAAUUGGAUUAUGACUUUCAGAUCAUCAUAGAAGGCGUAACCUCCGAGCAACGCGUGUACAUGGCAAUCGAUGACGUAGCCAUUCUACAAGGGAGAGAAUGCACAGCCGCCACAAUCGCCGCAACUACUCCAGAUUGGCGAUUCUUUGAAACUACUAGUACUACAUCAAGAACUACAUCAACCUCGAGGCCGACUACAAUGUCAACAACAACAACAACAACAACAACAACAACCUCAUGGCCAACAACACCGCAACGACAAGGAGCUAUCGAUAUACCUAGUUUUUGUUCGUUCCACACUAAUAACACCUGUGGAUGGGAGAAUGAUAAAACAGCGUUUGGCAAAUGGAAUGUGAAUGACAAAUAUGCUUACGUGACAGUGCCCUUUUUCGAGGAAAUGUGGAGGAGGAACAUCACGGCUCACUAUAUUUCUCCAGUUUACAGUCAUGUUUUAGAGAAAGAUGGUUGUUUCGUAACUUCAUAUAAAAUUAUGGCAGAUAAAUUGGAUGGAGGAUACACCGGUCUACGAAUAUACCAAAUGCCUAAAUCUCUAACCGUGGAAAAAUUACUUAGAAGCAUUUACGAAUUUAGGAGUUUUUUCAUUAUUUUCGAGACGUUUGGUAACCUUGGCGACAAUUACUAUGACUCAGUGUCGGAACUGAACCAGUUUGUUGAUGACUUUCAGAUUAUCAUAGAAGGAAUUUACAGUCGGGAUCAUAUAUAUCACAUAGCAGUGCAAAACGUGGCCAUUCUUCAGGGGGAAGCGUGCUUGACCUCCAAAACUAAGGCAAAUACUCCAGAUUCCUCUACAACAACUCCGACAACUUCGACUACGACAACGCUACGACCUACAACAACGCCACAACCUACAACAACACCACGGCCAACAACACCGCUACGGCCAACAACAAUGCCAAGAGCAUUAGGACCUAAUGAUACAUUGACUUGUGAAUUCGACUACCAUUAUCUAUGUGGAUGGAGGAAUGAUCCCAGAACGUUGCAUUAUUGGUAUAGUAUGCAUGAUCCUAGUGAAGAUGAGGACUACCUUUUCUUCACGUCGUCUUCUUGGCCAGGUAGUGACACAAUUCGUCUGAUUUCACCGCUAUAUCAUAGCGUGUUGACCAGAAAUGGGUGUUUCGCCUUCUCGUACAAACUCAAUAAAGCUGAACGUGGCAGAUCCACUGCGAUUCGAGUCUACCAAAUACCAGAGAAUAUAUUUCUUCAAGAUUUUGUUACCUGCAGCGAUGAAAAUAAGAAGAAUUUUAGUAUUUUUGAGAUUUCAGAGGAUUUGGGAAGUAACUGGCACGAUAAUGUAACGAUGCUUAAAGACUCCUAUAACAACUUUCAGAUCGUCAUAGAAGGCACUUUCGGUGGAGAUUUUGUAUAUAUGGCAAUAGACAACGUUAGCAUACUUCAAGGGAGACAUUGUGACGCAAUGACAUUACUUCCAUCACCAACAACAGCCCCAUUGCCAACAACAGUCCCAUCAACAACAACAAAUAUUCCACUGACAACAACAACCCUAAAUUCACAAGGUGUAAAUGAUUUGAAUGAAAGCACCGUUGCCGUUGUAAUAAUAGUAGUUAUUUCGAUAGUAGCAUUCGUUCUUGUAUGCAUUCUUGUGUCUGUACUAAAUUGGAAACGAGACGGACCAGAGAGCCUGAAUACUCUAUGGACGAGUAUUGCUGGGACCUACGCUCGACGGAACGCCGACCUAGAGGCAAAAACAACUGAAGUAGGAUAUUCUACUACAAAUGUAGAUACAGUGGUCAUAACUUGCAAGGACACCCAAAUGCAACAAGACUUUCAACAUUAACGCAGGACGUCCUUCUGUUAUGGAUGAUAAGUAAUCGUCGAUUUAACGUGAUCUUCGAACGAGAAAAUACCACCAACUUCACAACUACGGGCUGAGAAUUUUUACCGAGGAUUUCUUGGAAGAAAGAAAGCUCAGUAUUUGACUGCCUCGAUUUUGUAUCGACGUGCCAUGGACCACCCGUAUUCUUGUAUUCUCACAUUUUCCCAAACCUUAGGCUGCCUGGAAUAAACCGCUAUGUAGCGAUAAAGCUGCCUUUUGUAUACUGCUUCUUCUUUGUAUUGUUUAUACUUAUUGUUAUAAGUUGUUGUGUACAAAUAAAGAUUAUAAAAAUAAAAAAUUGUGAACUAAUUA
Messenger RNA from Bicyclus anynana (squinting bush brown), 3467 nucleotides. RefSeq lists its product as uncharacterized. Gene Ontology annotation, cellular component: membrane. The transcript is spliced from 21 exons. NCBI's taxonomy places the organism in Eukaryota, Metazoa, Arthropoda, Insecta, Lepidoptera, Nymphalidae. The record is from RefSeq and is a predicted model, not a curated record. Bases 96 to 3116 code for a protein of 1006 amino acids.